GAUCGAAGCGACCUCUCUCAUUUGCUUGUAAAGGAAAGAAAAAACCCUAACGCUGAGAGAGAGGGAGAGCGAGGAGCGAGAGAGAGGGAGAGCGAGCGAGGAAAACGAAGACGAAGAAGAAGAAAUAAGAAGAAGCUCUCAGCUGAUCCGAAGCUCACUUUAUCCGAUACCGUGAUAAUGAUUCACCCUCUUACAAGACAUUGAUUAUGGAUCCUGAAGGUGCAAAAUUUGGAAGAGGGCCAAGAGAACUAACUGGUGCAGUAGAUCUCAUAAAUCAUUACAAGUUGGUGGCUCACCAUGAGUUUUUCUGCAAGAGGUCACUUCCUUUGUCAAUUUCCGACACACACUAUCUUCACAAUGUGGUGGGGGACACAGAGAUCAGAAAAGGAGAUGGAAUGCAACUGGAUCAACUUAUUCAGAACACCUCCUAUUCCAGAGAUACGAAUGUGCGUAUACAACCUUUUGACCUAGAUGUUCUCAGGGAGGCAUUCCAACUAAGGGAAACUGCUCCAAUUGAUCUGCCUCCUGCAGAGAAGGGGAUUCCAACAAUUGCUGGAAAAUCAAAAAGUGAGUCAAAAGACAAGGAGAGGAAGCAUAAAAAGCACAAGGAUAGAGACAAAGAGAAGGAUAAAGAGCAUAAGAAGCACAAGCACCGCCAUAAUCGAAGUAAAGAGAAGGACAAGGAGAAAAAGGAUAGAAGUGGGCAGCAUGAUUCUGCUGCUGAUCACUCAAAGAAACACCAUGAGAAGAAAAGGAAGCAUGAUGGGGAGGAAGAUGUUAAUGACAUUCAGAGACACAAGAAAAGUAAGCAUAAGAGCUCAAAAAUUGACGAACUGGGUGCAAUAAAGGUAGCUGGCUGAAAAGCUGGCAUGUAUUCUAGUUUAUUCAUUGUCUUCAGAUGGUUUUCAUUGAGAAUUUGGUGGAAUCUCGCUUACUGUUGCCAAAUUGCUUGAGAAUAGUGUCUGAAGUAAAGGUUGUUGAAAAGGUGAAUUCACCUGUUGAAGAAUAUUUGGAUGCUUGAGGUACAAAUUGCUGAAAAUGAACUUCUUUGUAUCAUAACAAGGCUCUGAUAUAAUUUGCAGUAACAUACAGAACUCUGAUCUAUUUCUUUUUCUCAGUUAUUGUGGCGCAUUGGAUAUCUCAGCACUUACCCAUAAUUGUAAUCCUUUCAUUUUAGAAGUCCACAGCUAAGUUUAUAAUCAGUCUGAAUUAGAGUCUGCAGCUAUGAUUUGUAGGAGAAAUAUGUUAGGAAAGGGGGUGUGUCUAUAUUGGUUUUCUUUUUGGUUUGAUCGUACUAAAAACUAACUUUGUCUUAUCAUCCAAAAAGGGAAGCUAGUCUGUAAGGGUUAGGUUAUGUGCAUCUGCACAAGAACCCCCCCAAUUAAUUAUGGUGAGACAUUCUUUGUAAAUAUAAAACAAAAGCCAUGAUUGGGUCGA
Molecule: messenger RNA, 1437 nt
Organism: Vitis vinifera (wine grape)
Lineage: Eukaryota; Viridiplantae; Streptophyta; Magnoliopsida; Vitales; Vitaceae
Product: mediator of RNA polymerase II transcription subunit 19a
Exons: 7
Coding region: 207-860 (217 amino acids)
Biological process (GO): positive regulation of transcription by RNA polymerase II
Cellular component (GO): mediator complex
Molecular function (GO): transcription factor binding; transcription coregulator activity
Source: RefSeq, a predicted model, not a curated record